UAGCUCCCACCGCCGACAUCUUGCCUCAUACCGGAGGAGACGGGAGAGUCCGGUUUUCACGGUCAAACCCGCCGAUGAAGUGACGGCAGGGCAGGGGCGAUUCUCCGCGAGGCAGCCCGGACACACAGCAGCAUCUCUGCGGAGCGGUGACUCUUCGUUAUGAUCGGCACUGACUGACAGGCGUUGGCCAUGAUCGGAGGACUCUUCAUCUACAACCACAAGGGGGAGGUGUUGAUCUCCAGGGUGUACCGCGAUGACAUUGGGAGAAAUGCGGUGGACGCAUUUCGAGUUAACGUCAUCCACGCCCGGCAGCAGGUCCGCUCUCCGGUCACCAACAUCGCCCGGACCAGCUUCUUCCACGUCAAACGCUCCAACAUCUGGCUGGCGGCCGUCACCAAGCAGAACGUCAACGCCACCAUGGUGUUCGAGUUCCUCUACAAGAUGUGUGACGUCAUGUCCGCCUACUUCGGCAAGAUCAGCGAGGAGAACGUCAAGAACAACUUCGUCCUCAUCUACGAGCUGCUCGACGAGAUUCUGGACUUCGGCUACCCUCAGAACUCAGAGACAGGAGCUCUGAAAACCUUCAUCACUCAGCAAGGCAUCAAGAGCCAGCACCACACCAAAGAGGAGCAGUCUCAGAUCACCAGUCAGGUGACGGGUCAGAUCGGCUGGAGGAGAGAAGGAAUCAAAUACAGACGCAACGAGCUGUUCCUGGACGUGUUGGAGAGCGUCAACCUGCUCAUGUCGCCGCAAGGUCAGGUGCUCAGUGCUCACGUCUCAGGUCGGGUGGUGAUGAAGAGUUACCUGAGCGGGAUGCCUGAGUGUAAGUUUGGGAUGAACGAUAAGAUCGUCAUCGACAAGCAGGGAAAAGGAGGAAGCUCCGAGGAUGGCGGCAAGAGCGGUAAACAGUCGAUCGCCAUCGAUGACUGCACCUUCCAUCAGUGCGUUCGUCUCAGUAAGUUUGACUCCGAGCGCAGCAUCAGCUUCAUUCCUCCGGACGGAGACUACGAGCUCAUGAGGUACCGGACCACCAAAGACAUCAUCCUGCCCUUCAGAGUCAUCCCUCUGGUCCGAGAGGUCGGCCGCACCAAACUGGAGGUCAAAGUUGUCAUCAAGUCCAACUUCAAGUCAUCGCUGCUGGCUCAGAAGAUCGAGGUUCGGAUCCCCACCCCCCUCAACACCAGUGGGGUUCAGCUCAUCUGUAUGAAGGGAAAGGCCAAGUACAAAGCCAGUGAGAACGCCAUCGUGUGGAAGAUCAAGCGCAUGGCGGGGAUGAAGGAGUCUCAGAUCAGCGCUGAGAUCGAGCUGCUGCCAACCAACGACAAGAAGAAGUGGGCUCGACCUCCGAUCUCCAUGAACUUUGAGGUGCCCUUCGCUCCUUCGGGUCUGAAGGUUCGGUACCUGAAGGUGUUCGAGCCCAAGCUGAACUACAGCGAUCAUGAUGUCAUUAAAUGGGUUCGUUACAUCGGACGCAGUGGCAUCUACGAGACACGCUGCUGACCCCGCCGCUGUAGCCGGGGCUGAUGGGAAAGAAACGCACCCCGUGACAUCGCUGUUGUUCUCCUCUCCAGAUAUGUGUGUGUGUGUGUGUGUGUGUGUGUCCUGAACUGUGACGUCAGUUUCACAUUCCUUCUGUUGGUUAACAUGUUGUUCAGUUUUCUGUAUUUCAUCCUGAGUUAUUCCAAAUGUGGGGGCACAGAUCAACCAAUCACAUUCCAGAAAACACCCCGGAGGUCCUCACAGCUCCAGAACUUUGACCUCAAUCCGCAAACCCCCCCUAAACUCCAUGAACCUGACACAUAGGAGGUCAGGUCUGAGAUUGACCUGGUUUAACAAAGUGAUCAAUUCCUUUUUGUCAGUAGGAACUAAGCAGACCAACAGAGACCUGCAGCUGAUCAAGAACCAGUUUUCAAACCACAAGGGCCUGUAGGAAGAGUUAGACCAGAGUCCCCCUUUCUCAUAGUCUGUCUGAUCGGUGUGGUUACCCAGCAUGCUUCACUCUCACUCACUUCCAACAUGUUUGUUUUUUUGAUUUAUUGAAGGUCUGAAUUUAUUUCUGGUGAAAAUAUUUGUUUUAUUUUUUUACUGUUUUGUAUCCAGAUGUGUCAGUUAAAAGAAGUUAAUCAGUGAUGUUAUGAAUCUAUGUAAAGUGUGUGUGUCUGUGUGUCUGUGUGUGUGUGUGUGUGUGUGUGUGUGUGUGUGUGUGUGUGUGUGUGUGUGUGUGUGUGUGCGUGCUGUCUGAAGUUAUUUUGCCAAAUUUUCUGUUUUCUUAAUAAAGUCAGUCAGACUGA
This is a messenger RNA of Chelmon rostratus (copperband butterflyfish), 2291 nucleotides long. Its product is annotated as AP-2 complex subunit mu-B-like. Gene Ontology annotation, cellular component: cytoplasmic vesicle; AP-2 adaptor complex. The record is from RefSeq and is a predicted model, not a curated record. The transcript has 12 exons. The coding region runs from base 190 to 1500 and encodes 436 amino acids. Gene Ontology annotation, molecular function: clathrin-cargo adaptor activity. Lineage: Eukaryota; Metazoa; Chordata; Actinopteri; Chaetodontiformes; Chaetodontidae. Gene Ontology annotation, biological process: intracellular protein transport; clathrin-dependent endocytosis.